This is a messenger RNA of Cyclopterus lumpus (lumpfish), 1726 nucleotides long. It is a transcript of the gene pus3, whose product is annotated as pseudouridylate synthase 3. Gene Ontology annotation, molecular function: pseudouridine synthase activity; RNA binding. Gene Ontology annotation, cellular component: nucleus; cytoplasm. Gene Ontology annotation, biological process: tRNA pseudouridine synthesis; mRNA pseudouridine synthesis. The record is from RefSeq and is a predicted model, not a curated record. NCBI's taxonomy places the organism in Eukaryota, Metazoa, Chordata, Actinopteri, Perciformes, Cyclopteridae. The coding region runs from base 117 to 1559 and encodes 480 amino acids. The transcript has 7 exons.
ACGGUUUCAAAAUGAGUCCGACUCGAGCAAACCACGAAAAGUAACGUGUGCGCCAUCAACCAAGAAAAACAAACGAGACAAGAAGUUUAUCAGCGACAUUGAAACAAAAAAGCAGCAUGUCAGAGGCUUUAAUCAGGCGAAUAAAGGAGCUGGAGGCAGACCUGGAGAAGCUCAAGUCCCAGCUGAAGGAGAGGAGUGGACCCGGAGAUGACGUGGAGCUGACGUCCGAUCCAUCCCCUCUUGAAAACACAGACUGUAAAUCCAAUACUCGCACCAGUAAAAAGGGUAAGAAAGCAGGCAAAGAGCGUCCUUUUGACUUCCAUGCCAGCCCUCGGCGCCAUGCGGCUCUGCGGCUGGCUUACCUGGGAUGGUCCUACCAGGGGUUUGCGGUCCAGGAGAACACCGACAACACUGUGGAGGCCAGGCUCUUUGAAGCUUUGCUAAAGACACGGUUGAUUCAGGAUCGACAGAGCUCCAACUACCACCGGUGUGGUCGCACCGAUAAAGGAGUCAGUGCUUUUUCCCAAGUCAUAACCAUUGAUUUGCGCUCCACACAGUUUUGUGGCGGACUGGGAGUCACGGUCCCUGAACAUGUUGUUGUUGGUGCCAAGAAUAAAGCUACUGGUGCUGAGCUUCCGUAUGUGAAGAUGCUGAACAGAGUCCUGCCCCAGGACAUUAGGAUCUUAGACUGGUCACCAGUAGCAGAGGGCUUCAGUGCACGCUUCGACUGUCAGUCGCGCACGUACCGGUACUACUUCCCCCGUGGAUCGUUGGAUGUGACGUUGAUGGCAGAUGCUGCAAAAAGAUACGAGGGCACUUAUGACUUUCGCAACCUGUGCAAAAUGGAUGUGGGCAACGGAGUCCUGCAGUUUGAGAGGACCAUCUUGUCAGCAUCAGUCAAGCCUGUGCGGCCUCAGCUCGUCUCCAGCGCCGACCAGUAUGACCUCUUCAUAUUUGAGAUCAAAGGACUGGGCUUCCUUUACCACCAGGUACGAUGCAUGAUGGCACUGCUUCUCCUGAUAGGGCAGAAAUUGGAAGCCCCGGAGAUAAUUAAUCAACUCCUGGAUGUUCAGAGCAACCCCAGGAAGCCCCAAUACAGCAUGGCUGUGGACUACCCGCUGGUGCUUUACGACUGCCACUUUGAAGGUUUGAGCUGGAAACAGGAGACUGAAGAGGUGACCCACGUCCUGUCUGCACUACAGCAACACUGGACCCAGAGUACAGUCAGGACCCACGUCCUCCAUGGGAUGAUCCAGGGGUUGGAGGCCAGAGGUGGACUGUCCUCUAAUCAUUGCUUGCUAAUAGAAGGCAGCAGGCAGAGAAACUACCGGCCGCUGCUGGAGCGUCCGUGCUGCGAGAGCCUGGAGUCCAGAAUAAACCAUUUUGUCAAAAGAGGAAGGCUGGAACGGGAAGAAGGGGAGAAUGGAGGCAAAACGCUCCACAGAGGAAAAAGGUCCAAACAUUCCCACAAUCCCCCCAGUCUGCCUGUACUGUCAGAGAUGCCAUCUUCAAAACAAAGUACAGAUCAACAAGCUGAACAUGUUCUCACAGGAGAAUGAACUUGUUGUAAUUUUAUUUUUAUUGUUGAUUUAAAAAUAUUGUUUUUACGUUUUAUUUCAUGAAACAAAACAAUGGAUUUAUUUCAUAAAACUGUGUUUGCAUUUGUUUGCAUUUUCAUUCAUGCAAAUAUUUUUUUGCAUUGAAAUAAACACGUUUUGGAGAUGGU